This is a messenger RNA of Coregonus sp. 'balchen', 1460 nucleotides long. The record is from the annotation of a GenBank genome assembly. Lineage: Eukaryota; Metazoa; Chordata; Actinopteri; Salmoniformes; Salmonidae.
CAACGCUUACAAACACACAACAUCCCUCUAAACGAUUAGGGGUUCAAUUCAGCAUCUCGCUGUCGCACCAAAGACCCACGUCGGUGCACAAAGCUUGCAAACACGAUCAAGAAAAUGUCGCCUUCUGAGAACGAGUUUAACAUCCCGGCCAAAAAUUGCCACAGGAUGGUGAUUCUGGGCUCUACAAAAGUUGGCAAGACGGCCAUCAUCUCUCGGUUUCUGAAUAAAAAAGUCGAGGACCAGUAUACGCCCACAAUCGAGGACUUUCAUAGGAAAUUAUACAGCAUUCGGGGAGAUGUGUACCAGUUGGACAUUCUGGACACCUCUGGAAACCAUCCCUUCCCCGCUAUGAGAAGACUCUCUAUCCUUACUGGUAAGCUUAACUCUGAACUAACAAAACAAAUAUUUUUAAAAUCAUGCAUGCAAUAAUGCUCUAUGCAAAACUUUUAUUGUACACAUUUAGCCUAGGCCUAUGUAAUUAUGGACUUUUUGAGCUGCGAUAUUAACGUGCCUUCCCUUGCUCUUUCAGGUGAUGUUUUCAUCCUGGUGUUCAGUCUGGAUAACAGAGACUCCUUCCAAGAGGUGCAGCGCCUGAAGCGUCAAAUUUAUGAGACCAAGUCCUGCCUGAAAAACAAAACCAAAGAAAACGUGGAUGUCCCGAUCGUUAUCUGCGGGAACAAGUGUGACCGGGAGUUUAACCGGGAGGUUCAGAAUGAGGAGAUUGAGCAGCUGGUGGUUGGUGAUGAACAGUGCGCCUACUAUGAGAUCUCUGCAAAACGCAACACUAAUGUCGACCAGAUGUUUCAGACUCUUUUUACCAUGGCUAAACUUCCCAACGAGAUGAGCCCGGACUCUCACCGCAAAGUUUCCUUACAGUAUUGCGAAGUGCUGCAAAACAGCAGAAGAAAAUCUUUCAGAAAUAAAAAAUUCAAAGACUGCGAGGCAUACGGAAUUGUGGAACCGUUCGCGCGCCGACCAAGCGUGCACAGUGACUUAAGGUACAUAAAAGAGAAAGCUAUCGGCGGCGGACAGAGCAAACAGAGUUGCACCAUCAGCUAAGCAAUUUACUGACAAUAUGCAGGAGAAUUGUUACGAAAUACAGCGAUAGGGAUGAUACCCGCCAGGCUUCUCGCCAGUGUGCGGUGUCCAGGAUAACGCAGCACCCCAAGGCGCAGUGACAGCAAAGGAAGUGUAUCCCAAACCAUGCCAGGACGCGCCGAGAGGGUGCAUGACAUGGUCAGUCCGUUAGACAUUUCCCUGUGGAGUCAAGACUCUCAAAUGUGAUGUGGCUUUAGAGAACCUACAGUGAAGUAGGCUCUUCUUGCCAACUACAGGCUGUAAAAUCUGCCUCUCCUGAAUGGAGAAUGUAGCCUUUACCUAUGGGGUGGCACUUGUUUACGUUUAGCUAUUAUUAUUAUUUUUAAAUGGAAGUCAACUUGAACCUUAAUUGCAUUAUGAAC